This is a messenger RNA of Diaporthe citri, 1278 nucleotides long. RefSeq lists its product as uncharacterized. The transcript is spliced from 3 exons. The record is from RefSeq and is a predicted model, not a curated record. Bases 1 to 1278 code for a protein of 425 amino acids. Lineage: Eukaryota; Fungi; Ascomycota; Sordariomycetes; Diaporthales; Diaporthaceae.
AUGGAGCGCUCCCACGUCUCCGGGGAAGCUCCUCAGCCUACACAAACUGAGCCAGAACCCAACCACAACUUGUCGCGCAUGCGCAAGCUCAGUCACGCCGCUCGAUUCGUCCGCAAGAUGUCUUCCAGUGUGCCAUUCACUCCUCCUGGGUCGCCCAGUCCAGCGACAGGCAAUGCAGCACCCACUGUUGAGCCUGAUUACGGCCACUUGCAAGCGCCUCUUCCUCCUGGUUUUGCGCCCCCUCCUGGCUUGCCUCCUCCGCCAGGCCUACCUCAUCCCCUAGGAUUACGUCCUCCUCCAGGUUUCGGUCCUCUUCCUCCUCGAGGAGCGGUGUUUGGUUCGCAGCACUCGCCUCCAGCUCGUCGUCCUGGCGGUACCCACCUCGAGAACUGCCAUUCGCUCAGCAAGACCCGUGUGUAUGAUGACACUCUGCGGUGCGACAAAUGCGGUGGUGGCUCAGACUUUGGUUGGUUCUACCGCUGCUGCCACGAUACCGAGACUCGACUCUACGAGUCCAUUCGAGAUGGACACACUGAGCAUUUCGACGACAUCGGAGAGAUGUUCAGCCACCAGUUGAAGCGGCCGGGCAGAGGCCCCGCCGCACGGUCAGACAAGCUGAGCCUUCUCGAAGAGCUGACGCCCGAGCAAAUCGAGUCGCUUUCGGCGCCCCAGCUCGCCCAGCUCCUGAAACAGCGAGGCCACGCGAACGAACAGGCGAUCACCGACCGGUUUGGCUUACUUGGCCUGGCUGGCUAUGAGAGGCCCUUCCUGAAGAACGAGACUCAGGAGUGCAAGCAGACCUUGUGCCCGGCGUGUGGCAAGGGAAUGAUGGGUGAUGAAGUGUCUUUCCUUGACCUAGACGGCAUCCUCAAGGGCGACAUCCCACCAACGGUCGCGCUGGGCUACGGCUUCCGCAAGUCUGGCCGCCCGAUCGCUGAUGCCAAUGUCGUGCGCAACAUCGGCCUGCGCAAGGCUCCUGAGAAGAAGAACCAGGCUGUUCAGGCUGUGCAGACUGCCCAGACUGCCCAUAGCGAGGGCAACAAGGUCGAGAAGUGUAUUGAGUCAGACGUCAAAGAUGAGGACGAGACCGGCUUGACCACCUUGACCGAUGCACCCCUGACCCCUUCCAACACUUUCCUUCACAUGGCUGACAGCAGUGAGGAUCUCUUGGAUCUCUACACGGAUGGAUCUUCCGUGGAGGGUUCUCAGGACAACACGAAGACUCAGGAAACAGGCCCUGGAGAGAAUGAUCACAAAGCGGCCCCUGGAGAGCGAUAG